AUGAGUUCGAGAAAUUCACCUGAACUUGAACUAUUCGAGUCUAUAUCCGAUGAUUCUAUGGGUCAAAGCCCCUUAUUUUCUUAUCGCUGUGCCGGUUAUUCGCCCAUUCAAAUUAUGGGAUCAGACUAUAAUCGUUUAAAAGAUGAUGAUGAGUUAAAUGACAAUCUUAUUGUGUUUUAUAUGAGGUAUUGCCUGGAAAAACUUCGUAAAAAUAAUGAGGAUGAUGCAAAAAGAUAUUAUCUUUUCGAUUCAUUCUUUUAUCAAAAAUUAUCAGAUGUGAACAAUAAUUUUAGCAGAAACAAAAGUAAGGUUUAUGAAACAAUGUCAAGGUGGAUCAAAGUUGAUCUCCUUAAAUAUCAAUAUAUAUUUUUUCCGAUUUGUGAAGAUCAACAUUGGUAUUUAGUACAAAUCAUCAAUCCGGCUGCAAUUAUUGACAGUCCACUUGAUUGUCAUAUAGCGAUUUAUGACUCCAUUGCACCAAGGUUUAAGCAUAGACGUGCUGUGAACAUACUUAAAAAUUUACUAAUCGAUUAUGUGCAAGAUGUUAAAGGUGAAACAAUUAAUAAAAGCGUAAAGAUUUCGCACUCGAUCGUAAAUACACCAAAACAGUUAAACACAGUCGAUUGUGGAGUUUAUAUUCUACACUUUAUAGAAACAUUCAUGGAGAAUUCUAGUGAACUCGAACAAAAAAUUAUUGACAAAGAUACUGAUGAAGAUCAAUGGAACCCUGACGCUUUACCUACAAAACGUCAAACAAUUUUAGAAAUAAUAAAGAAUAUAGAAACCGAAUAUCAAACGUAA
This is a messenger RNA of Dentiscutata erythropus, 801 nucleotides long. The record is from the annotation of a GenBank genome assembly. Lineage: Eukaryota; Fungi; Glomeromycota; Glomeromycetes; Diversisporales; Gigasporaceae.